Cucurbita maxima (winter squash) is the source of this 1193-nucleotide messenger RNA. RefSeq lists its product as uncharacterized. The record is from RefSeq and is a predicted model, not a curated record. The coding region runs from base 71 to 1015 and encodes 314 amino acids. Lineage: Eukaryota; Viridiplantae; Streptophyta; Magnoliopsida; Cucurbitales; Cucurbitaceae. The transcript is spliced from 3 exons.
CGAAGUGAGAAGGAAAAAGAGUUGAAUGGUUCCCGAAGCCGUUGAGAAAAUCCCACAUUCGAGAUAGAAAAUGAACAUUUGUAGGCUCCGUUCCCGCCUUGUUCUUCUUCAAUCUGUUCUGCAUUCAUCUUCUUCAAGAUUACAAGCUGUUGUCUCGGAUUAUAGUGCAAGAAUUUCAAAAACUUGGAUCGAUUAUGGGUUUCGGCCAAAUUUCCAAGUAUCAAGAUCAUAUUCACGUGAUGAGCGCAAACAUUAUGAUCUUUUUGGAAAAGUCCGGCCUGGUGAUAAGGAAUUCAGGAAAGCCUGGGAAAAACAGAUGAAUAAAGAACAAUCUACUUUAUGGACAGACAGCGACGAUGAGAAAGACGAUAAAGAAGCGAAAAAAAACCGCCUCGAAGACGAGAUAAGAAAGGUAAGGCAGCAGGCAAAAGAACACUCAGACUUGAUUGAUGCUGAUGAUAGUGAUGAAUUAUGGAGUGUUUGGUCAGGAAGCGACGAAGAAAAAACCUUGUGGACUGGUAGUGAAGACGACGACGACGACGAUACUCCUACAGAGGCCUACCCGAAUGAAAGUAGUGACAAAUACAUAGAUAGAAUAUUUGAAUUCGAGGAAACAUCGAAAUACCGAACGAUUUCGGAGCUAUUGAAAUCUGAACAGGAACCAGAAGAGUUAUCCCCUGGAAAACAAGCCAGGAAAGUAGCAGUGGAGAAUGCAUUGAAGAAGCUGAAGAAAGGACCGGAUGGGCGAUAUACCAAUGUGUGGGAGGUCAUGAGUGAUAUAGACAUCUUAAUAGGAGCAUUCGAAAACAUAGUCUCAGGGCCUGAAUAUGCAGAGCUGAGGCAGGGAGGGGAGAAGAAACUGAAUAUGCAAUUUUUCAAGGACAUACAAGCACGCAUGAGAGAUCCAAAUUUCAAAUUCUCACAAGAACUGAAGCUGAAACCAAAGAGCAAAAUGGUUUCCCAAAAGAAGUGGCAGAAAGCUCAGUCUAGACGAAGGAAAGCACAGAAGCGAUGAGUAAGCUUUGUUUUGCUACCCUUUAUGACUUCAGAAGUUAUCUGCUUAUUUAUGGAUUAUAGGCUUAGUGUUCACAUGUCUCUGUGAUGGCUGCUUGCGUUCAUAACUAAAGCACACAACCGCAUAGUUUAUCAGAAUUCUUGUGGGCAGAUCCCUCAAAUAUAUUAGGUUCAUCUCU